Molecule: messenger RNA, 1556 nt
Organism: Stylophora pistillata
Lineage: Eukaryota; Metazoa; Cnidaria; Anthozoa; Scleractinia; Pocilloporidae
Source: RefSeq, a predicted model, not a curated record
GAUUACACAGCAGAAUUCAAACUUUAAAGCCUCCAACGAGAGCAGCACCCUUUCAAAUAGAAAAACGAAGCAUGGAUUGUUCAUUGGCUUUGGUCGGUCGUCUUCUUACCUUUCUUCUUCUGUGCGUCCAAUGCGGGUUCCUUACAGCUUUUCCUGUCUGGUACAGAGAUGAUCAUCGUCUCAUUCCCUUGCUACUGUUGUUCUCUCCAGUCAUUAUUUACUAUGCAUAUUGUUUGGCCACUGAGGCUAAACUCCGUGAAGUAUUCCUUACGUGGGGUCUCUACAUUGUGUUCGGUUUGAUUCCUUACAUCGCCAUUAUUUUUGCGUUAUGUGGAGACGUACUCGACAAGAGGCAUUUCCUCAGCCCGACCUGUUUGAAAGUGAUCCUGUGUAUCACGCCUGUUGCUUUUCUCCUUCUGGUGAAUACAGCGAGCGAUUUGGGCGAACAUCAUGAGUACGCAACCCUAGCUUGGACGCUCUCAGUCGCGAUAACCAUAGAUCUUGUCGAUAGCGUCGAGAUGUUGGAUACUGUGCUUGAUGAGAGAGAGAACAGCCACGGAAUUCCAAAAGAGUUUGGACAUGUAAUGGUAGCAGCGGCGUGCGUGAGCUUUUUGCUGACGUUGCUGCAAAUUGCUCAGAAUGAACUCAAAGAGAAUAGCGCUUCGGCCUCUGUUUCUCUUCGCAAGAAAGUGGCCUCUGUUUCUCUUCGCGAGAAAGUGGCGAUUCUCGCAAAUGCUUUAGAGAUCCUCUUCGUGAAUUUGCCUUUCAUGGUAAUGCGAGUGAUUGUGAUCGUUAAGUACGACAAAGAUGACAAUGAGUCCAUCUUCAUCACAAAAAACCUGAUAGCCAUCUUUCUCUCUGCCUUACAGAUCUACUGGAUAAAAAGAAAUAUGGAAUAAUUUGAACUAAGACGUAUCUGUUGUGUAUUAGGGUACCGAUUUACUAUUAUAGAGAAUGCGUGAAUCAGACCAAGUGCUCUAUCCAACUGUUUUCAUUGGAAUCCGAAGAACUUAAUUAUAAUCAGUGAUACAUAAGCUUCAGCGAUCCUAUUAUUCGUUUUCUAAAGACUACAUUUAGUAAUCAUUUACCAGUGAGAUCGAUCGCGGUCUUUUUGGUUUCUGGGUCACCAUGUUCAGAUUAAACGUUUGAAGACUGCAAGAAACACAGUUCUUAUUUUGUGACAGCAUAGUUUGGUGAUCAUGAUCGCUUUAGGUGACACUGUUUGAACAUCAAGUAGUCUAGAAGUCUUUACCAUCUUUUUACACGAUAUGACAUUACAUAUCUUUUGUUACAGUAAAUUUAAACCUUUAAAAGUAGUAAAAAGGAGGAAAAUAGUAAAACUUGUUAAAAAAAUUCUUAACUUACAACACUUCUGUAUAUUUGAAAGUCAGACUAUUUACAUGGGAAUAUUUUAAAUGUGUACACAUAGUGUAAUAUCAAUGUGCGAGGAUGUCAUGGAAAUGUAAAUAACCUGACAGGGACUUUCCCAGAAGAGCUGGCGCUUUCUUAGAAAUCAGGAAACCGCCUCGGUUUCCGCAAAGUAAAUAUUUUUUAUC